ACUUCUUGGAACCCGGGAAAGCCUGGAAGAAAGGCGACGGUUUGCGCAUGCGGAGUAGAAUUUCUGAACAUGUCCAUUUUGGGACCACAUGAUGCGGGCGACCAAUCAGGCCCCCGCGAACCUUGGCGGCAACCAAUAGGAGUGGCGUACUCUUAAUAGGUUUAAGGGCGCCAGGAUUGGAUUUGUCUGGGACGGUUGUGUUGGCUUGGCGCUUAAACUGCAAUGGCUGCCCUCAGUGAACGAAUUGAAGAUAUGGAAAAAGUGAGCAAGGAACUGCUGAAAUUGAUGACAGGAGGCAAGGCAGUGGACAUGCUGAAGCACAAUCUGGCCCAACAGGAGCAAAUGACUGACAAACUCUUGGAUACCCAGAAGACCACAAAACAGUUGAUCAGAGAGCUCAUGAUUACCGAGGAGAAAGUGGCACAGAGACUUUCCAACAGGGAGGAGGAGUUGAAGGCGAGUAUCCAAAAGCUGCAGAAAAUUGAAGAAGAAUUACUCCAGGCAAAUGAAAAGGAUGAAAAAUUGAGGAUCCACAUUAAUGAAUUAAGAAGACUGCUGGAGACAUUGAGAGAAGAAAGCAGGCAGCCGCAGCAGCGUGCAGCAGAAGCAGCUGACAGGUCUAUGUCAGCUACGUAUCUUGUACAUCUUUAUUACCAGAUCUGCCAUAUUGACUGGGACUAUUCCUGUGAGCCAACCCUGAUCAAAGGAACCCAUUAUGGACCAGAUAUUGCUCAAUCUAUUAACCUCGACAGUAGCCAACAUUCUCCCUGCUUUAUCAGUGAUUACCUCUGGAAUCUGGUGAAUACAUCCUGGUGAAUAGAGAGGCUUUUGGCAAACAGUAGACAAUGUAACAGAUGUUCCUACAGGCAAGAAAUAUUUCAGUGGCUCCUUCUGUGUUAUGCUUUUUGGCAGAGCAGUAUUCUGGAGAGUGUUAACGAACGGAAUAAAUGCAGACUGAACCAAAAUAAACAUGAAUACUAAUCACAAAA
Molecule: messenger RNA, 989 nt
Organism: Candoia aspera
Lineage: Eukaryota; Metazoa; Chordata; Lepidosauria; Squamata; Candoiidae
Gene: SPC24
Product: SPC24 component of NDC80 kinetochore complex
Exons: 6
Coding region: 223-816 (197 amino acids)
Biological process (GO): chromosome segregation
Cellular component (GO): Ndc80 complex
Molecular function (GO): microtubule binding
Source: RefSeq, a predicted model, not a curated record